CAUGGAGCUAAGGAUUAUUUGGUUGCAUGUUGUUCUGAUUUGCUCACUGUCAUUAAUGUCAGAAUCAGCCAGGAAUGUUAACAAAGCUUUAAACAUGGUAAGGAACGAGAUGGCAGAUCAUCAAGCUAAUGCAAACAAGAUUAUAGACUUCUUAACAAAAGGACCAGGAAAGUAUCAAGUUUACAAUAGACUUGCAACGUUUGUUGAUACAUUUGGCAGUCGAAUUGCAGGCUCUGCCAAUCUGGAGCAUGCUAUAGAUUACAUGCUUGAUGAACUGAAAGAGGACAAACUUGAUAAUGUACAUGGUGAAGAAGUGAAUGUAACCCACUGGGUGCGUGGUAAGGAAUCAGCCCAAAUGAUUAUGCCCAGGAAUCACUCUAUUGCCCUGCUUGGCCUCGGAGGCAGUGUAAGUACUCUGCCUGAAGGUAUAACUGCAGAAGUUUUGGUUGUGGGCUCAUUUGAUGAACUUCAUGCCAAGGCCUUAGAGGCAAAGGGUAAAAUUGUGGUUUUUAAUGAGAAGUGGAUCAGUUAUGGAAAGACAGUGGCUUAUCGAGUAUAUGGCGCUAUAGAGGUGGCUAAGGUUGGUGGUCUUGCCUCCCUCAUCCGUUCUGUGACUCCAUUUUCUAUUUACAGUCCUCAUACUGGUUGGCAAGUUUAUAAAGAAGGAGUAAAGAAAAUCCCCACAGCCUGUAUUACAAUAGAAGAUGCAGAAAUGAUGGCCAGGAUGGCAGCAAGAGGAACGAAAAUAAUCGUCAACUUGAAAAUGGAAGCCCAAAAUUUGCCGCCUGUAAUUUCUAGGAACACGGUUGCUGAAAUAAAAGGUAGCGUGUAUCCAGAGCAGGUGGUUCUUGUUGGCGGUCACUUAGACAGCUGGGAUGUCGGUCAAGGCGCAAUGGAUGAUGGGGGCGGGGCGUUCAUUUCCUGGCAAGCACUGUCAGUUAUUCGACGAUUAGGUCUCAAACCAAAACGUACAAUGCGCAUGGUGCUAUGGACAGGAGAAGAAGAGAAUAUCCUUGGAGGAAAACAGUAUUAUAACCUUCACAAAAAAAACGCUGGAAAAUUCAGCUUAGUGAUGGAGUCUGAUUAUGGAACCUUUAAGCCUGUAGGAAUAGCCUUUCAAGGCAGUGAAAAAGCAGCAGAUAUUAUGAGGGAGGUAGUGAAGCUUUUGAAACCAAUUAACGCCACCAAUCUCAAAGCUGUUAAUCUCGGUGGGGAUAUCGAUCCUUGGAUCCGACAUAGGGUACCUGGUGGAAGCUUGGACAAUGAAAACAGUAAAUACUUCUUGUUUCACCACACAAAUGGUGACACCAUGACUGUACAAGACCCUGAUGCCAUGGAUUUGUGUGCUGCGGUGUGGACUGUUGUGGCUUACACUGUUGCCGAUCUAGAUGAAAUGCUGCCACGAGAUUAAUGCUAAUAGAGAACUUUUUCCUUGGAUUUCCAACUCAUCCAUUAGUUUCAUAUCUAGCAAUUAGCUCACGAAACAUAACCUCUG
Pocillopora verrucosa is the source of this 1495-nucleotide messenger RNA. The record is from RefSeq and is a predicted model, not a curated record. Lineage: Eukaryota; Metazoa; Cnidaria; Anthozoa; Scleractinia; Pocilloporidae.